Molecule: messenger RNA, 1407 nt
Organism: Hirsutella rhossiliensis
Lineage: Eukaryota; Fungi; Ascomycota; Sordariomycetes; Hypocreales; Ophiocordycipitaceae
Product: l-lysine 6-monooxygenase (NADPH-requiring) domain-containing protein
Exons: 2
Coding region: 1-1407 (468 amino acids)
Source: RefSeq, a predicted model, not a curated record
AUGCUUGUUCUAGACGCAACGGACGACCGGUGGCUCGGCCGGUGGAAUAGACUCUUCAACGCCUAUGACAUCUCUCACCUACGCAGCCCCAUGCUGUGGCAUGUCGACCCGCUCGACCGAGAUUCGCUAUUGGGUUACACGUACGCGGAGGAGCGCGAGCGCGAGCUCGUCGAGAUCCGGAACUGCGUGGGCAAAGAAAUAAGCAAGCACGCUCAGAAGAAAAAGGCAGGGAGCCGAGUCUGUGGGAAAAGGCAAGAAGCGAGGGUGGCCAUCAACCUGAGAGAGCGAAACGACUACUUUACCCCGUCCAAGUCGUUGUUCUGCGACCACUGCCAGUUGGUGGCCAAGCGAUACGAGCUCGAGUCGACGAUAUUGCGACAGGAGACUCUGGGAGACAUUGAGUAUGGUGUUGUCAGGGAAAUCUCCGUUGACGACGAGAAGCUUUUUACUGUCACGACAAACUCCACACGCCGAUAUGCCAAGGCCGUCGUGCUUGCGGUCGGCCCGGCCAACGUGGCAGAGAUUCCUCGUCUGCCCUCUAUGACGGAAAAGGGAGACUUGGCCUCGACACGCCAAGUAUGCCACAGCAUGCACAUCCAAUCUUUCCCAGAUCCCGUGGUCCAGGCAAGAAUGGACGCGGGUCGGACGAGCAACAUUCUCGUUGUCGGAGGCGGCCUCACAUCUGCACAGCUGUCAGAUCUCGCUAUUCGUCGAGGCGUCACAAAGGUGUGGCAUCUCAUGAGAAGCAGAUGUCGCGUGAAGCACUUUGAUGUAGAUUUGCAGUGGAUGGGCAAAUACAAGAACGCCGAGCAAGCCCGCUUCUGGAGCGCCGACUCGGACGAUGAGCGUCUCGAGAUCAUCAAGAAGGCUCGUGGGGGAGGCAGCAUCACGCCGCUUUUCCAGAAGCGACUGAAGAAACACGUGGCGUCGGGGAGGCUUGAGUUGCGCGAGCAGACACGUCUUGCAGACGCAAAAUUUAUGGAAGAAGAGGGGAUAGGCGCCUGGGCCGUAACAACAGAUCCUCCAGUCGAGGGCCUCCCACUAUUUGACUUUAUCUACUUUGCAACCGGCAUUCAGACAGAUUUUUCGUCCCUUCCAUACCUGCGCAAGAUGAUGGAUAAGUACCCUAUUCAGGGACACGGGGGGUUACCGUGCCUCAACGAAGAUCUGAUGUGGGCAGACGGUGUGCCUUUGUUCCUAGUUGGGCGAUUGGCAUCGCUUAGGCUGGGACCAGCCGCGCCAAACAUUGGCGGUGCCAAGCUUGGAGCCGAGAGAGUCGCGUGGGCUGUUGAGGAACUUGUUUCCCAGUCCAAGCAGGCUUGCGAUCCCGAAGGGGAGGGCGAGGGCAUCACAACUUACCUAUCUGGUCAUGGAAACAUGUUUAGCGCCCUUGCGGCUUGUGAAUGA